This is a messenger RNA of Cuscuta epithymum, 462 nucleotides long. The record is from the annotation of a GenBank genome assembly. NCBI's taxonomy places the organism in Eukaryota, Viridiplantae, Streptophyta, Magnoliopsida, Solanales, Convolvulaceae.
GAUUGAUCCCCUGCAUAAUCAAUACUUUGUAGCAACUGUUGGUUAAGUUUUGUAUUUGGUGGUGAUGCAGGACCAGGAUGCUCAUCCUUUGGAUAUGGAUCAUUUCUACAACUUGGACCUUUCAGAGUUCAUAGUGACGGAAAAACAUUGUACAUGAACGACUAUUCUUGGAACAAAGUGGCAAAUGUACUGUUCCUGGAAUCUCCGGCUGGUGUGGGGUUUUCCUAUUCCAACACAACCUCUGACUAUAACACCACUGGCGACAAGAGAACGGCGGAGGAUACAUAUACCUUUCUAGUUAACUGGUUUGAGAGAUUCCCGCAGUACAAAACCCGGGAUUUUUACUUAACAGGAGUGAGCUAUGGUGGUCGUUUUGUGGCACAGCUGGCUUACACCAUUGUAGCCCAUAAUCAGAAUCCCAACCAGACAUUCAUAAACCUCAAAGACAUUGCUGUGAGUCAU